Molecule: messenger RNA, 4545 nt
Organism: Nothoprocta perdicaria
Lineage: Eukaryota; Metazoa; Chordata; Aves; Tinamiformes; Tinamidae
Gene: CROCC2
Product: ciliary rootlet coiled-coil, rootletin family member 2
Exons: 29
Coding region: 1-4545 (1514 amino acids)
Source: RefSeq, a predicted model, not a curated record
AUGGCUGAGCGGGACGGAGGGGCCGCGGCGCUGAGGCUGGAGGCGACCGUGCAGCAGCUGGAGGCCACGGUGCUGAGCCCCGGUGCCGGCCGGGAGGACAAGGCGCUGCUGGUGCGGGGAGAGGGCGGCGACACAGCCCCCGCGUCCAUCCCUGCCACGAUUCGCCAGAUCGUCACCGAGAGCCUGGCCGAGGAGGCUGCCCCGGCGGUGCGGGAAAGUCCACCGGCCAGCAGCAUGGCGGAGGAGAACGCGCUGCUGCAGAAGGAGCUGGCGCGCGUCAAGGAGCUGCUGGCGCAGGCACGCGCCGAGCGGGACGAGGUGGCCACCAAGCACCGGGCUGUCAAUGAGCGCCUGGAGCGAGUGCUGAGAAGCGAGGCAGCCCAGCGCGAGGCACCGGGCAGCCCGCGCCUGCGGGAGCUGAGGCAGCGCUUCGAGGGCGACAAGAGGGCCUUCAAGCGCAAGCUCCAGGCGUACCAGGAGGGCCAGCAGCGCCAGGCGCAGCUCGUCCAGCGCCUCCAGGGCAAGGUUCUGCAGUACAAGAGGAGAUGUGGGGAGCUGGAGCAGCAGCUUCUGGAGAAAACCACAGAACCAGAGGAGCCCAGAGAGCUUGCAGAGCAGGACCACAGCUCUGAAUUGGACAGCACUCUCCUGCAUCUGGAGGAUGAGAAGCAGAGGAGCGCCGAUUUGUCAMGGAUGAACUCUCUUCUGCGGGAGCAGCUGGAAGAGAUAAAAUCCUCCAACCAGCGCCUGGCCGGAGAGCUGCAGAAGGCCAUGGAGGACAUUCACCRCCUGAGGGGCGAGCUGGAGCAGUGCCACAGCAGAGAGAGCUCUGGCCCCUCUUGGAGGAGUGAGAGUGGYGAGACCCUCCUGCUCUGGCACCAGGCAGCUGCACUGCGCGGGCGCUUCAUGGACCUCCGGGCCGUCAUGGAGAGAGGCCUGUCAGAGGCAAGGAUAGACAUGGCCAAGCUGGCACGGCGCCUCCACACAGCCUGCCUUAACCUGGACUCCAACCUCCGCCUGUCGCAGAGCCACACCACCUGCUCCCUGGAGAAGGAGAGCCUGCAUCGGGUGCGCUUGGAACAGCAGCUCCGGGACAAGGUGCAGGAGAUGAUAGAGCUCCAGAGCCGCUGGGAUGGAGAGAAAGUGGAGCUGAACUCCAGGAUAGCAGAGCUGAGCCUGCGAGCGGAGCGGCUCCAGGAGCAAAACGUGGAGAAGGACGAGUCCAUCACCCGCCUCAAGCUGGACAUGGAAAAGCUGAAAGCGGCCACCACAAGGGAGGCAGCGGAAGGCAAGGGGGCAGUGGGACCCCUGUCCCAGGAUGGCAGGGGUGGGGCGGCAGCAGCAGCAGGCAGCCGAGGGCUCUCGCCACCGCGCACCAGCUCCCCACAGCGCCGGCACAUCCCGCAGCAGCCCGAGGCAGCGCUGCAGGCAGCACUCCAGCAGCAGCAACUGCUUGAACAGGAGCUGCGCUCGCAGCUGGCGUCCGCCCGGGAUGCGCUGCGGGCGGCGAGGACGGAGGCGUGCGAGUGGCGGCAGGAGGUGCAUGCAGCAGAGCGGCGGGCGCAGGAGCAGCGGCGAGGCCGGCAGCAAGCGGCAGAGGAGCUGGAGCAGCGUGAGCGGGACCUGCAGCGCUGCAGGGCCUCUGCCGACGUGCUGAGCCAGGAGAAGCARGUGGCGGAGGCCAGGGCGGGCAGCCUGGGCGAGGAGGUAGAUUCCUGCCGCCGGGAAGUGGCCAGGCUGAUGGCCGCCAAUGCGGAGCUGCAGCGGCACAGAGCCCUCCUGGAGGAGCAGAAGGAGGAGCUGGCCAGCGAGCGGGAGAGGGGCCUGAAAGAGCUGGAGCGAGUGCAACAGUCCCUGGAACAACUGGAGGAGAAGUCCUCAGCCCUGAAGAAGGAGCUACUGGUGGUGACGGAGGCACUGGGCCAGGCCACGCUGGCCAAGGAGGUCUUGGAGGGCGAGAAGGAUAGCCUGGGUGGCGCCCUGAGGAAGGCUGAGGCCACCUGCGCCAAGCUGGAGCUGGCCCUGAACGUGAUGCAGCUGGAGGGAGCGGAGCUGAGAGACUCGCUCGCCAAAAUGGCAGCCCUGAACGAGGGCCUGGCACAAGAUAAGGCCGGCCUGAGCGGCACUGUCCUGCAGCUGGAGGAGGAGAAGAGCUCGCUGGUGGCACGGCAGCAGGAGCUGGAGCAGGAGCGCGCCGGGCUGGCGGAGCGGCUGGCGCAGCUGGAGCGGGAGCAGGUGGAGGCGAGCGCGGCCCGCCGCAGCCUCGAGCAGGGACGGCAGGCAGACGAGGAGCGCCGGGGGCGGCUCGAGGAGGAGCUGCUGGCCACGCACCGCCACAACGCCCAGCUGCAGGAGCAGCUGCUGCAGGCAAGGGGCCAGGAGCAAGCGCUGGUGCAGGAGCUGGCGCAGGAGCAGCAGGAGACCGAGGUGCGGGCAGCGGCUCUACGCCAAGCCCUGCGGGACAAGGAGGACCUGGCCCAGGAGAGGUCCCGACUGGCGGUGCAGCUCGCAGCGCUGGAGAGGCAGGAGAAGGGCUUGCUGGAGGAGACGGAGGCUCUGCGGGCCGAGAGGGACUCCCUGGAGAGCAGCCUUGCAGAGGCGCAGGAGCGGGYGGCCCGCCUGGAGCUCCAGACGGAGCAGCUGGUGGCCGAGCAGCAGAGCGGCGCGCGCUGCCGGCAGGCGCUGCGAGGUAACAGGCUGGCUGGCUGCCGCAUGCCCGGGGGCGGCCCCGAGGUGGAGGCAGCGCAGGGCGAGCUGGCCUCGCUGCGGCAGGAGGCCGAGCAGGAGAGGCGGGCGGCCCUCCGGGAGAUGGCACUGGCCCACGAGGAGGAGCUGGGACGCCUCUGCAGGGAGAAGGAGAGCCUGCGGCAGGCCCUGGCCGAGGCAAAGGCAGAGGCUGUUCGGCACCUGCAGCGGGAGAGAGAAGAGCUGGUGUCCAAGCACAGGGCAGAGAAGGAGGAGCUGGAGGAGGCGCUGCAGAGCCUGCGGCAGGAGCGGGACCAGAGCGUCCUGCUGCUGCAGGAAGACAAGCAGCAGAUGGAAGCGGAGAAGAGCAUUGUGAUGGAGAAGCUGGGCGAAGCCCAGAGGGAGCUUGUGAAUGCCCAGCUGGAGAUGGAUCAGAUGAAGCAUGAGGCUCUCACACGCCAGGAGCAGGAUCAGGAUGUGGUGGCCAGCGUGAGCAGGGAGCUGAGGAGCCUGCAAGGCCGGUUUGAAGACGCCGUGGCCGCCCACCAGCGCGAGGCCAAGGGCCUCAACGAGCRCGCCAAGGAGCUGGCGAAGGAGAAGGCGGCCAGGGUGCAGGAGGCGGAGCAGCUCAAGGUGCAGCUGCGCCUGGCUGAGGAUGCGCAUGGUGGCACACGUAAGGAGCUGGCCGAGGCGCUCCGCCGGCUGCGGGAAGGCGAGGAGACCCGGGAGCGCCUGCGCCGGGAGCUGCUGGGGGCUCACCGGGCCGCCGAGGACGAGAGCCGGCAGAAGGAAGCGCUGCAGAAAGCCAACGCGGAGCUGCGCGCCGCCGUCGUGAGGGCCGAAAGCGAGCGGMUCAGCCUCCAGAGAGCCAAGGAGGAGAAGGAGCAGAAGGUGGCGGUGCUGGAGGAGGCCCGGGCGGCUGUGCAGCGGGAAGCCGGCGAGCUGCGGGCCAGCCUGCGCGCGGCGGAGAGGCUGCGGCUGGAAGCGCGCCGCGAGCUGCAGGACGUGUGCAGGCAGGUGAAGGCUCUAGAGAGUGAGAACAGCAAGAAGGGCAAAGAGGUUGCGGAGCUGCAGGCCCGGAUCCUGCAGGAGGAGCAGCAGCGGCAGCAGAGCUGCCGGGAGGGCCGGGAGCUGCAGCGGCGGCUGGCAGAGCUGGAGAGCAGUGAGGACCGCGCGCGCAGAGAGGUGCUGGGCCUGCAGAGGCAGCUGGCGGCGGCGGAGCGAGCGGCGGCGGAGCGCGAGAAGGAACUGCAGGGCAGCCUGGGCGACAGCCGCGUCCGCGAGAAGAUGCUGCGGGAUGAGCUGGGCGGCCUGGAGCUGAGGCUGCAGGAGGCCCACGGGGCUGGUGACGGCCUCCAGCUGCAGCUCAGCAUGGCCCGGGGCCGCCUGCGGGGCCUGGAAGCAGAACUGGAGAGGGCCGAGGCCUCCAGGAGGGCGGCAGAGUCCAAGCUGGGAGGGCUGCGCACAGCCCUGCACCGCACACUGGGGCUGGGCACAAGGAGCCCGUCUCCACACCGGGCCGGCUCCCCUGCCAAAGGUCUGCAGAGCUCUGCACCCAGCCCCGGGGCGUCUCCAGCCUUUGGCUCAUCGGCUGUGGGUGACAUUGACCCUGACCAUGUCCAUGUGGCCUUGAGGGGCUUCCUGCAGGAGCUGCGGGACACCCAGCGGGACAGGGACAAUCUGAGGAUUCAAGUGACGAAGCUGAGCCGGCAGCUGUGUGAGAUGGAGCAGGCCCCGGAGCAGCCGCGCACGCGCGUCCCGCAGCUCCCCACGUCAUUGGCAGCCUCCAAGGAAGGAGGAAUCGUCGGCAUCGACCCCCUGUAUCCCCGUAUCCUCCUGCUUUUCCUGGUUAUUCCAUGA